Molecule: messenger RNA, 3615 nt
Organism: Lagopus muta (rock ptarmigan)
Lineage: Eukaryota; Metazoa; Chordata; Aves; Galliformes; Phasianidae
Gene: WDR31
Product: WD repeat domain 31
Exons: 9
Coding region: 1053-2084 (343 amino acids)
Molecular function (GO): protein binding
Source: RefSeq, a predicted model, not a curated record
GCGGCUCCGUGCUGUGGAAGGGGCUUCGGGUCGUGGCAAACCCAUACGGAAGCUACGAGCAGUACAGCCCCGUCCACGGAGCCGAUCGUUCCUUCGGGACCCAGAGGGAUCCGCUCUUUGCAGAGGGCAGAAGGACGCGGCCGCUGCCCGGCGCAGCGCUGCUCUCCCUGCAGCCAUCGGGGCAGGAAGGAUGGAUGGCUAUGCUUGUGGGAGAAACCAAGGGCCGGAAUUUAAGUCAGAGUUUAAGCCUUAUCACCUCAUGCCGUUUUAUUUUGCAGGAGAAAUAAUUUCCUGCAUUCUCUCGCUGUCACGGAAAAACCACCUUUGUUCCCAAUGUCCCAAAGUGCUUUGAUAUUCAUUCUGAUGGAAGGAAAUGAAUGAGCAGCGUAACGCUGCCUGGAGCUGUGAGCUGGAUGGUUCUCUGCACCUUUGGAACAUUCAAGCUUGUGGAUAGAGAAGGCUGAGAUUAGCUGGUAUUAGUAAUUGCUAAUCACAGAGGCUGCCAGGGUAAAAUUAGAAAGGGAAUGUGUUGUGGAAUGUCACCGACCCCUGCUGAGUGCUGCUGGUAUGGAGCUUCCCCAUCUCUGGGCAGACUGAAUGCAUGCAUUUUCUUCCAGUAGGAAGUAACUCAACCAAUAGAAGUUGGGUUUUCUUCUGACCUUCUGUUGGCAGAAUACCUGCCCAGGAGAUGGGAGCACUAACGUACGCCUAACGCAGACUAAAUCCAAUUGGUGUAUCUUCAUCUGCAGGGAAUCCAAUUACUGGACUCGGUAAUUCGCUGCCAUUGAAACGGGUUUAUUGGUGGCUGCCCUGUGUCUGUGCCUGCAGGUGGUGUCCAUUCGGUGUCGGUGUCGUGCAUAGGGUGGGCAUCCCCCAGCACGUGACCCCAGAGGAGGGGGAGCAGCGUUUUAUCCUGGAUGUGUGAGAAACAGGAAUCUCUCUGGAUCUCUGGUUGUGCUGCAUCUCCUCGCAGCCAGCAGUGGGAGCCUGAGCCCGGCGUUGUGAUGCUCCAUGCUGCUGCCUGCAGCUGAUGCUGUGUGUUCAGCGGUGGGAUGGGGAAACUGCAGAGUAAGAUCAGCUUGCACACGGCCACGUAUGGGGCUGAUGGCUCCACGGGAAGGCCAGGACGUGGUGCGGUGGUGGAGCUGAACACCCCUGCACACAGUGAUGCUGUCACCUGCGUGGCUGCUGUCAGACCAGAGCUCUGCGUGUCGGGAGGAAAGGAUAAGAGUGUGGCUGUCUGUAAUUGGAGGUCCGGAGCUGUGCUGGGGCGCUUCAUCAGCCAUGAGCACGAGGUCACCAAGGUCACCUGCACCCAUGAUUCCAACAGAGUCUUCAGUGCAUCCCGGGACAGAACAGUAAUGAUGUGGGAGCUCCACGGGACAUCGGGGCCAAGGCAGUUCUUCCCAGGCCAUGAGCUGGUUGUUACUGGGCUGGCUGUGAGCCCGGAUGCGUCGCGGCUGUGCACAGGUUCACGAGACAACACCAUUCGCAAAUGGGAUGUGGAGACUGGAGAGUGUCUGUGCAGAGCUGCUCUCUCCAGGAACCUGGUAACACAUCUGUGCUGGGUCCCUGGGGAGCCCUACAUCAUCCAGACAUCAGAGGAUAAAACCAUCAGGAUGUGGGACAGCCGGGAGCUGCAGGUGGCACACACGUUCCCAGGCAAGCAGCACAUCCAGACAAGCUGUGAUGUGAGCCAGGACGGGCGAUACUGCGUCAGCAGCAGCAGCGGAUUUUCUGGGGAGGGCUGCGAAGCAACACUGUGGGACCUACGGCAGACCAGGAGCCGAGUGUGUGAGUACAGAGGGCAUCUGCAGACCACAGCCUCAUGUGUGUUCCUUCCACGAGGUCCUGCUCUCACCCCCAGCAUUGCCACGUCCUCAUACGACAGCAAAGUGAAGAUCUGGGACCGGGACACUGCAGCCUGCCUUGCCACUGCAUGCCUCGAGGGAGCUGGACCGCUGGUCUCACUGGCUGCCUGCGACAGCUCCACGCUGCUCUGCGCCAGCUUUCGCUCAGGGAUCCACGUGCUGCAGCUGAGGCACCGUGAGGAGCUGGAGCUGGAGAAGGUGGCAGUAUUUUGACCACAGAUCCUUCCCAGCAGAGAUUGUCCAUGGGGAUCUGAUCCUCCAAUUCUUCCACUGACAGCAGGCACCAGGUGACCUCGUGCCUGCAGAGCAGUGACAGCGGAGCCACGGUGCACAGGGGAUGUAUUGCCUGUUGUUUGCUUGUGGGCUAUGGGAAGCCAUUAGAGCUGGCUAGAAGAAGAGCUGAAUCAGUGAUGCUUUCAGGCCAAAUUCUCACUGCUGAUAAGAGCAUUGUGGGCUUUAGUCACAAAAUCUCCACACAACCUGGCUGUAAAGGGAGCCAACGGAGGAGAAAUGAGCUAUGACAAAGCACGUGCCUUCUCUGUGCUGUUUCUCAGGUCUGAGUGUCUGAUCAGAGCACUCCUCCUGCACCAAGAAAACAGCUUUUACUGUGAAAAGAAGGAACAACCAAGCUGUCACUUCACUGCUGUGAGAGGAAACCAGGGAUCAAUGUCUCUCCCUGGAUCAGAUUUAAAUCAGCACUGCUAGGUCAGCUCACAGCGCACUGCCUCCAGAGGACUCCAGGGAAUGAACAGUGUGUAUUUUACCUGCUGUGACACAACUGGCUCCCAGUUCUGCAGCAGGUGGCUCAUGUCUGGCCCGUGUGGUCCCAAGCGGCAGCUCUGCAGCAUGCCUGGGCAUCAGGCAGGGAAUGCUCAGCCUCCUCUCCUUGCUCCAGUUUUUCAUCCUGCUGCAUGGGGCUGAGCGAGUAUAAAUGCAGUUCACUGGUGUCUAACAUUUCAUCCUAAGCCAGCUAGAAGUAUGCUGCUGUGCCGGGCGGGAGCAGAACAAGCACUGGGUAAGGACUGUCCCAUGGGCAGCCGGCUGAGAAACAUCCCAGGAGUUUGUUCCUUAUGGGCAGGGAGAUCCCUGUCUGUGCAGCUGGCAGCAUAUAAACUCUUCAAAUGAUACCUGAGAAGGGGCAUGUGCACACAUAGCUGGAUGUUUAGGCUUAUACAAGAGAAGACAGCAAUUAAAUAUGGCUUUUGUGCUAUUUCCUGGCCUCGAGUCUGUUAACAUUUUUCCUGGGAGUAAAUAAGACAGAAUAUGCAGCACUUGGCAGAUGCCACCAUACUUCUAAGGAAGCAGAGAGCACACAGCCCUCUGUUAGAAGAAAGGAAGUAACUCACACGUGGUUUUUUGAUGUCCCCCACUGCAAAUGUUGAGAACAGCACUGUGUCUGUUUCCCAUGGACAACGGACAGCUGCUCUCCAGGUGACAAAGAAGAGAUGACCGUUUUUUUUUAGGACGAGGGGAAAUGGUUUUAAGUUGAGGGAGGGGAGAUUGAGGUCGGACAUCAGGGGGAAAUUCUUUACCCAGAGAGUGGUGAGGUGCUGGAACAGCUGCCCAGGGAGGCUGUGAUGCCCCGUCCAUCCCUGGAGGUGUUCAAGGCCAGGUUGGAUGGGGCCCUGGGCAGCCUGGGCUGCUAUGAAAUGUGGAGGUUGGUGGCCCUGCCUGUGGCAGGGGGUCGGAGAUUCAUGAUCCUUGAGGUCCCUUCCAACCCUGGCCAUUCUGUGAUUCUGUUUUU